AUGGAGCAUGCAGUAGAGAUCCAUUUGCAUCUACAAGAGUUGUAUGGUGAACAUACUAGAUUUUUGAGAUAUCAGAUCUCAAAGGAGUUUUUCAGGGCCCGUAUAACGGAUGGUGAGUCAGUCAGUACUCAUGUAUUGAAAAUGAUAAACCUGGUAGAAAAGCUUGAGUCUUUGGAUGUUGUUAUGGAUAAUAAUCUAUAUGUAGAUCUUAUCCUACAAUCUCUUCCUGAUUCAUUUCAUGAUUUUGUCAUGUAUUUCAAUAUGUAUAAGCUUAAGACUACUCUUCCCGAGCUUCUUAACAUGUUGAAAACUGCUGAGAUGACAAUGAAGAAGGAGAAACUUGUCAUGCUUAUUGGUUCCUCACAUUCCUCAAAACCAAAGAAGAAUUAG
Molecule: messenger RNA, 390 nt
Organism: Diospyros lotus (date-plum)
Lineage: Eukaryota; Viridiplantae; Streptophyta; Magnoliopsida; Ericales; Ebenaceae
Exons: 1
Coding region: 1-390 (129 amino acids)
Source: RefSeq, a predicted model, not a curated record